GGUAACUGCGACUAGUGUCAGAUGAACGUCAGCUUCCAGAACCAUACACUCACACUGGGAUAACUUCACUCGCAGCCGGGGUUUUUUAUGGAACCUGCCUGACUCUAGUUGCAGUGUAUGAAUCGCUUGAGAAGGACUGAACGCAGUUGGAGCUGUUUUGGACCUUCAUCUACGCAUCUUCAGCCAACUGGAACCCACCUCUCAGUCUCACCCUUCUCCCUGUUCCCAGAAUGACCUUUAUCUUCUUAAGUGGAUGAGAUGCCUUGACCUCUCCCCUCCUGAACGAUGCCAACCCCAGUCUUUUGUUUGGGUACCAUGACUGCCCUCACCUCCACGACCCACAUGCCCGCUCUUGGCUGGAGAGGGGUGCUCAUGGGGAUGUUGAUGGCUGUGGCCGUGUCUGACUCACCUGUGGCUGGCAAGUCUCCUCUUGACUCCACAAGCCACUCACACAGAUCUCCAGAUGAUGUGCCAUCGCCAUCGUCCCGACCUGGUACCGUCUGGUUCACCCCAGAGCCAAGCCAUGAAACGACAGUUACCGACAGUGUGCUUUUUCAGACGGGACAACCUCUUGAAAUAUAUAAAUCUCUCAAGCCAAGUGACCUUGUUGUAGAAGAUCCACAGCCGUCUUUACGUCCUGUUGGAGAUGCAGUGGAAUCAAGUGCAAGACAAUCUGAACCUCCUGCAGACUGGCAGCUGGCCUGGUCGAAUUCUUCCAUGUCGGCUGCGAACCAUUCUUUUGUUACAGUGACCCCACAGCCCAGUCUGACUUCAGAGCCAAAGGUCCUUGAUGAAUCCAAACUAACCUCACUACCUGGUCUGCCUCUUGAACCCUAUCCAAUGACAGACUUUCCAUCAGAUGACUCUUACAAUUUAGGUCAUGCCUUACUUGAGCCUGGUAUGUACCAGGAUGACAACCACAUUCUGGCCCCAAGCUACCAUGUGCCUUUCAUCCCCAUCCAACCUACAUCGCCGUCAUCUGUGCCCACUGAGGUUUUCCCGGAAUACUUCUACCCGACCAACACCAUGGAUUUCGAUUGGGGAUCCGGAGAUUAUAUGGAGACCAUAUCCUACUUGAGUCCAGAUGGAGAUGACUACUCACCUCUGACGAAAGUACCCUCUGAUGCGUUUGACAAUGACGACUACACUGAAAAUUAUGAUACCUCCUUUCCUUCCCGGGUGGGAUUGUCACUAUCCACAUUGCCAGCUGUUCAUUUCACACCGAGCCUCACCCCCGUGUUCAACACCAUCCAUCCCUCGUCUCAUUCACCCAAUCAUCCGGCACUCUAUCACAAACUGGAACCCACACCGACUCUGUACUCUGACAUUGCAGCAACCUCAUACAUAGAAUGGUCCGAUCACUUCAGUAUUCAUCCAACUGAUGUUCUCCUGCCUGACAUGAACAGUUUGGAGUAUUACCACACUAGUCAGCUGGAUAAGGAAAACACGGCAGGCAGUGGGGCUGAGCACAGGGGGAACGUUACGGUGGUUUCUCUCAAUGCUACAACCCCAACACCGACCAAAACCAGUGAUGAUAACUCCAAGGAGGAUGAGGUUUCAGGUGCUGUAUCAGGGUUGGAGCCCUAUGAGGAAACGACAGCUGUGGCACCGGAUAGUACGGAAUCAGUCUCAGACGCAUCUCUCCAUGCAUCUGUAGAACCCUCUUCUGUUCUGUGGAGUAGUCAAACACCAAGCACCAUGGAUUGGUCUGCUGGAACUCCCUCACUUGCCAUUCACAGUAGCUCAGUUUAUACAUUAAAUAUACCUGAUGCUACAACGUCACUUCCGGAUGUCAUGUCCUCGUCGUCACUGAUGGACAUACAAUGGUUUCAGACCGAGUAUUUCCCAGACAGCACCUUAUCCAGUACUCCUGUGCUUACUUUGUCAACAAGCUUCACCUUCGUUUCCACUCCACAAGACUCUGUCACUACGGAUACCCCAAGUUUGAGCAGCUCCACUCCCAAUGUCACUUUGGCCCAACCAGUAAUGGUGGGGGAUGAGGGGACGACUAAAGAUGAAGCUGACGUGGUAACCUCAAUGACGAUGAUGCCAGGGAGCAGCGAGGUUAACACGCAGACUGCCGGCCCAACAACCACAACUGCCACCACAGGUUCCCAUCAAACAGCGAUUGCCACCACCAGGAGUGCGACGCAGACGAUUGCGCCGAGACAGUAUGUCUGCAAAAAUGACUACCGGGGAUAUCUAGUGAAGAUUGGUCUUCCCUCUGCUGUCACCUUGGCAUAUGCCAAAACUCAAGUAAAGAGCGCCCUGAGAGGAGAGUUCAACCAAUCCUUUGACAUACAGGUCACGGACCCACCACCCAUGUUUACAUUCCGAGUUGUGUCUGGUCCAGUUGUGUACACAUCCAUAUCAGUUGUGAACGUGCUGCGCCGAUCUGGACGUCGCUUCUUAUCUGUUUCACCGAACUGGACGGUGCCAGAUCACAGAUUCCAAGUCCACACGGUCCUGCAGUUUGUUCCGGGCCACAUUGACAUGCGAUAUUGCAACUUCAGUGAGAGCAUUGAGAGGGGUUUGACCAAGGCCUUUGCAGAAGUGAGACGCCGCCUCAAGGAGUCAACCAACUUCACGGUUCAUAUUUUGAACAUCACCAUGGCAGCCCCUAAAAAUCACCCAGCAAGGCCACCAGUGGACAUCACCUUCACUGUUCGCACAACCCGAGGGUUUCUAACAGGGUCAGAGGUCAGCGAUGCUCUCAUGAAACUCACCACGGUGGAGUUCAGCUACUACAUGGGUUUUCCCGUUCAGCAGAUUGCCGAGCCUUUUCAUUAUCCAAUGCUGAACACCAGCCACUCUCUUCGUUUCUCCUGGGUCAGAACAGUCCUCCUGGGGGUUCUGGACACCAAAGCUAGCGAGAGAACCUUCCAGGCCAACAUGGAGCGCAGGGUGGCCAUGUUGCUUGGCGAGGCCAUGGGGUUGGUCAGACGUGUGAAAAGAGCCACAACCGUUGGAAACAGCAGCGUACAGGUUGUGAGUGUGAACCAACUGGAAGGCGACGAUCAUCCACUGGAAGUCAUUUAUUUUGUGGAGGACCCCAGCGGGGAGCGAAUACCUGCAGUCCAAACAGCCAGCCUACUUAAUAGCCUCGAUGUCCAAAAGGCAGCCAUUGUGUUGGGGUACAGAGUUCAAGGCAUUUUAGCUCAGCCUGUGGAGAAAGUGGCCUUCUCUUCCUCUGACAAUGGAAAAGCCAACAUGUGGAUCAUCAUCGGGGUGGUGAUUCCACUCAUGGUGGUCAUUGUCAUCAUUUCUAUCCUCUACUGGAAAAUGUGUCGCACAGACAAGUUGGAAUUCCAGCCAGAUGCGAUGACCUCCAUCCAGCAGCGACAGAAGUCGACUACCUCACUGGAGGGGAGAAACAGUCCGUCUCACCAGUCUCUUCCUCCCACUAAGAAGGAUUUGGAAUUUAGUGAAGAAGAAGAGGAGUGGCAGUGUGAGGAAGAGGAGGAAUAUGAGGAGUAUAAUGAAGAUGAAGAGGAGGAUGAGGAGGAGGAUGAAAGGGGAAAGAAAUCACACACUCUUACCAAGAGUAGUAUGAGCAGUGAGGAUGAGGGAGAUGAAGAGGAAGAAGAAAUGAUAGGAAACCUGGGUUCAUCUCUGAACCCGAAACAGCAAAAUGGACCAGGCAUUGCUAAAACCAAGAAGUUGCAGACUCCCAGUGUGAAAGGCUUCGACUUUGCCAAGCUGCACCUCGGCCAGCACAAUAAGGAUGAUGUCAUGGUGAUCCAGGAAUCAAUCCCACCAGGCUCAGGCCCGGCCCCGCUGCCAUUGUCUCUGAAAGAUGGUCCGAGUCCACUAGAGAAUGGAGAGAUCCCUGUGCCUGUUUCCAAAAAAUCUGCCUCCAUUACCAAAGCAUCACGCAGCAGACUGGAAAGGAUCUCGCCAUCAGACGCAGAAUCUGUGGUAAGUGACCGCUCCUGUGAGAGAGAUGCGCCAGAGGAGAACCUGAGAGCCCAGGGCACGCCCAGCGACAGCAAGCAAAACAGAAAGAACCCCAUCAAUGUUUUAAAUGCCAAGAAUAGAAUUGGCCCUCCUCCUAUGAACGGCACAAGCGAGCCGCUGUCAUCAGCCUCCAUCUUCGAGCACGUGGACCGAAUGUCUCGAGCUACUGAUGCAAGCAGGAAACUCCCCAACAAAGUCCAGCUCAUUGCCAUGCAGCCCAUGCCUCUCUCAAACCUGCACAAGCCCGCUGCCAACGGCCACCUGCCCGACGCUAACCACAUCAACAAGGAGGUGGCUCUCAGACAAAAGUCGGAAAUCGAGCACCAUCGGAACAAGAUCCGCCUGCGUGCCAAGAGGAAGGGACAUUACGACUUCCCUGCCAUGGAUGAAGUGAACAACGGCUUUGGAGAUGUCAAGGAGAAGGAUCGUAUCUAUCAGAAGGCACAGCUGCAGAUCGAUAAGAUCCUGGACCCUAAUACUCAGAUGCCUUGCAUCUUUAUGGAGCCCAAGAAAAGCAGUGCGCGGGGGCGACGUUCCCCCAAACUGAGGACGAGGGAGCAGAUGAACGGCAGGUUAGCUGAUGCAGACAAGGAUCAUCUCAUCAAUGAAGAUGCUGAAGCUGUUUAUAGGAAAUGCCCAGGAGUAAACAACGUGGCGUUCGUGUCUGACCCAGACCAAAUGGCUGGAUCCCCUCACAGGAGCCCAUCCCCCACAGACGACGUCUUCCUCGGUCCCACUUCCUCUCCUCCAGGUCAUGCCCCUCCCCCUCCCCCCUACAUGCCUCCCCAGCCCUCCAUCGAGGAAGCUCGGCAGCAGAUGCACUCGCUGCUGGACGACGCCUUCGCCCUAGUGUCGCCGACGUCUCAGUGCAGCACAGCGGGCAUCACUCUACCGGGGGUCCACCUCUCUGACUCCAGCCCCCCAGGACGGAACAACAGACACUGGGGCCACUCUUACCAGAGUCCAUUCCCCAGCAGGUUCUCCGAGUUGAGUCUGUCUCCUCCUGCAGUCCAGGGCCUCAUGCAAAGGCAGGGACUUGGCUCCAGCUUCCUGCCACCCGGAGAACCAGCAGGGCUAGGAGAGCAACUCCAGUCCGACAGCCUGUACACCAGCAGGGGGCACUACGCUGAGGAGCUGACCUCUUCUGCGAGACCACGGCCAGUAGGGGGCAGCUCAGGUGCCCAGCUUCAUCACCUCACGCAGGUGGGCCUGUCCAGCAGGAUGAAUGGGUUCCCAGCAGGGGUCAGAGGUCAUCAAGGACAGAAUGGAGUCGCUGGCUGGAGCAGUUUCCACGAUGACGGAUUCUCCAGAUCCGUCCCUGAAAAAGACACCCUCCUGGACUUCCCUUACUACCCACCCCGCUCUAUCUUCCAGACGACCCGGAGCGGCGCCAGAGAACCAUCUGCCCCGCCCGUGCACCUGGACACCAGCGCUAGCUACAUGUCAGCCCCGCCUCCUAUGGACACCAUCCCACCCCCCCACUCCUCCGCAUCUCUGAUCAAAGCCAUCAGGGAGGAACUGUCCCGUCUGUCCCAGAAACAGGCCGCCGUGUCCGGCUAUCGGAGCUGAAGCCGUCGCUUUGGUGAUUUACCCAGUCCUGACACUGAGCCACGACAAAUGCUUCCUAUGGAAGUUUGAGGCGCAUCAGCAGUUGAGAAGAUGAACCUCUACAAUAGGAUCUGAAUCGCAGUAUCUAUGAACGACCAGAGGAUGGACAUAGCCAGCUGAUGGAUGCAAAGUCACUUUCAGUAUCAGAAGAGUCUGCCAGUACAGCGUUCUCUCCAGUAGUUUUGGUGUCGAGCCUCCAUAUUGGACCCUGAUCCUCUUCAGUAGUUCAUCAAAAUGCAGGUGCAGAAGACCAGUACUGUACCCAGCAGUAGUGUUUCAUCCCGCUAAAUCAUGUGUUCAUCAUCUUGUCAUGAGCCUGUCCCAGCUACAUAGGACGGGACUCCUUGAACUGGUCUGAAAGAUGUAAAUAUCCUGUGAAGGAAUUGAACAUCCUGCUUUCCCAAAGUCGCAGUGCCGAGAGCCGUCUUCACCAACUGCCAUAGAUCAUAAAAGAAUCAUUAUAAAGGAAUAAUUUAUGCUGAGAGAACACUGGAGGAGAGUCACAUACACGGCUCCACAAAACCAGGGAAAAGCCGAGUUCAACAGCAAAACAAAAAUGAGUAGGAUGAGGUUAAAAGGAUGAAUAAAAAUUGAACAUUUUUGUGUGAAAUCUCGAUAAUAAAUUAAUAUAUAAACAUUGUAGACCAGUGGUGGGUUGAUGAGGUUUCAUGAAGCCUCGUUUUUUGAGCUCAGUAGGUGGCGCUCUUAUAAAUUAUGUGAGGUACUUACUAGAUUUUAAAGCAGAGAGUGCCAUCUAGUGGAAAAUGAGCACACUCUUCCAUGUAAUCUCAUCAACUAGUCCUGGCUAUUUCAUUUUUAAAUUGACUUAUUGUGGAUCACUAUAUCCCAGUUUGAGCUGACAAAGUAGUUGGUAAAUGACCUUUUAUAUGCCAUAACCUAAAUGACUGAGGAAGAACAUAAACUGACAUUCUGGUGGGGCAUUUGCAAAUGAACUUUUCAGCCAUCUUGAGCAGCUGAACUGGAGUUCUGGAUGGUGACAUUUGCAAUCCAGGUGCGAACACACCACUUGUAUUACCACGGACUCUAUGUGCUGGUAUUUCUGUGUGAAUUAUCAUCUGACUGGUGGAGAACGGAGAAGUAGUUUGUCCUGUGGAUCAGGAACAACGCCGUGAUUCCUGAUACUGACCGGUGAUUCACUCAUCAGUGCUAUACGCUUAAGAGUUUCUUCAUGGUUUUGUUGUUCGUCUGCACCGUCAGAUCUUCUGAGCCAAGUUCUGCCUUCACUGUGACGUCACAGAGCCUGUACUCGGAUUAAAACCUGCUCUGCUUUAUAUAUGACUUUGUACCAGGAAGAUAAUUGGCCUUGUCAACAUGAGGCAGUAACUUUAUGUACAUUAGACUGUCUGACAAAUAUGUUUGUUACUGGCUAUUUACUGGAUCACCGUUUCUGUUUCAUGCAGUAUUUAAAUAUUUGCCUUUUUGUUAGUAAAAAAACAAAAAGGAAAACUGUACUUGUCAUCCUUUGUGUAUAUGAACCAGGAUUUAUUACCUCCUCAAUGCAUGACAAACAUUUAACUGUCCAAUAUGAUGUUGCCACGGUGAGUUAGAACGGCAUUAACCCAAAGAUGGAACAUUACAAGAAACUCUGAGUCGAGCACUCGUGUCGUUUGGCUCCCCCUGCUGGACAUUCUAAGUUUAUGCUUAGUCUGUGUUCGUGUCACUGCCCUAUUCAGUUGGCGGGUCCCGCUAAAUGUUUGUCGCAUGUUGCACGUUUCGCCAUUGUGUAUUUG
This is a messenger RNA of Synchiropus splendidus (mandarinfish), 7316 nucleotides long. Its product is annotated as UPF0606 protein KIAA1549. The record is from RefSeq and is a predicted model, not a curated record. The transcript has 24 exons. Lineage: Eukaryota; Metazoa; Chordata; Actinopteri; Syngnathiformes; Callionymidae. Bases 286 to 5526 code for a protein of 1746 amino acids.